UAAGUAAAAAGAUUCUGAUUUGUUAUUUAAAUUGAAGAAAAAUAAACAAUGCGACUACAAAUAACCAUAUGUUUAUUGUUACUUGGAUGUUUAGUAUUUGUUACUUGCAAUCCAAUUGAUAAGAAUGAAAUACCAUUAACAGAAAAAGAAUGGUGGCAAACUGCAGUGUUUUAUCAAAUAUAUCCAAGAUCAUUUAAAGACAGUGAUGGUGAUGGAAGUGGAGACUUAAAAGGUAUACAAAGUCAGCUUUCUCAUAUAAAAGAUCUUGGUGUAACAGCAGCAUGGCUAUCACCAAUAUACACAUCACCGCAAGUCGAUGGUGGGUAUGACAUAGCCAAUUUUACGGAUGUCGAUCCAUUAUAUGGGACUUUAGAAGACUUUGAUAAUUUGAUAGCGGAAGCAAAAAAAUUGGGUUUAAAAAUCGUUUUAGAUUUUGUACCAAACCAUUCUAGUGAUAAACAUGAAUGGUUCAAGAAGUCUGUGAAACGUAUUGACCCUUAUACAAAUUAUUAUGUAUGGGCUGAUGCAAAAAUUGUUAAUGGAACCAGACAGCCUCCAAAUAAUUGGAAUAGUUAUUUCAAAUUUUCUGCAUGGGAAUGGAAUGAAGAACGUGGACAAUAUUAUCUGCAUCUAUUUGCAAUUCAACAACCAGAUCUUAAUUAUCGUGAUCCAAAUUUGGUUAAGGAAAUGAAAGAUGUUUUACGAUUUUGGAUGAACCGAGGUGUUGCUGGAUUCCGAGUUGAUAUUAUUUCAGCUUUGGGUGAGGAUGAAGCAUUACCUGAUGAACCGUUGAGUGGAAAUUGUUCUCCUGACGACUAUUGUUAUUUAAACCAUAUUUAUACAGAAGAUCAACCAUUAAAUUAUGAUAUGGUUGUACAAUGGCGAGAUGUGUUGAAAGAACAUGCAGCUGCAACAGAUAAAGUUCCAAGAGUGAUAAUGACGGAGUCUUAUAGUGAAAUUGAUAAAACUAUUAAAUAUUUUGGAAAUGAGACUCAUGAUGGCGCUUGUUUCCCAUUUAAUUUUUAUAUAAUAAUGGGCAUAUCACAGUCAUCAAACGCACAAGACCUUAAAAAUGUGGUUGACAACUAUUUUAACAAAGUUCCAAAAGGACGAACACCUAAUUGGGUCUUGGGAAAUCAUGAUCAACAUCGUGUAGCUGAUCGUGUUGGGGUAAAACGAAUUGAUGGUUUAAAUAUGUUGACAAUGACAUUACCAGGAGUAGCCGUUACAUAUAAUGGUGAAGAAUUUGGACAAGAAGAUGGAUUUGUAACCUGGGAAGAAACUCAAGAUCCACAAGCAAUUAAUGCUGGUGAAGAAAAUUACUUAGGAGCUACUCGUGAUCCAGAACGUACACCAUUACAAUGGGAUGAUAGUAAGAAUGCUGGAUUCAGUACUGCAGAAAAAACAUGGUUACCAGUCAGUCAAAAAUAUAAGGAAACUAAUUUAAAAAAACAAAAAGCUGAAAAAGAGUCUCAUUAUAAAGUGUACAAAGAUUUGGUGAAAUUAAGACAAGCUGAUGCGUUGAUUAAUGGUGAUUUUUCUUCACACGUAGAAGGUUCAAAUGUGUUACUAAUUUUACGAAAGUUAAAUAAUUCAAAAUUAUUUUUGACUGCGAUUAAUUUUGGUGAUAUACAUGAAGAAGUCGAUUUAUCUAAAAUCGAUAAAAUACUUGCAGAAAAUUUGAAAAUUGAAGUUUCUAGUGUUGGUGCAGCGCAAACACAAGGGUCUAUUGUUUCCAACGGAAAAUUGCAUCUACAUCCUUAUGAAAGCUAUGUUCUCUCAAAAAAUUAACAUAAAAAGAUAAAAUAGAUAAA
Chrysoperla carnea is the source of this 1814-nucleotide messenger RNA. Its product is annotated as maltase A3-like. The transcript has 3 exons. Lineage: Eukaryota; Metazoa; Arthropoda; Insecta; Neuroptera; Chrysopidae. The record is from RefSeq and is a predicted model, not a curated record. Bases 49 to 1791 code for a protein of 580 amino acids. Gene Ontology annotation, biological process: carbohydrate metabolic process.